CAUGACGCUUCGCUACCUUCACACCUUCAUCGACGAGGAGCCGCUGGAACCAGUGGAGGGCCUACGGCGGUCUCGAAGUUUUCCCCUGCUGGGAUGCCCAACGUGGAGCGAAGAGGAGGAACCGCAGGAUGCCACCGCGCGCGAUGCGAACUAUGUGGCCCAGUUGCAGCACAAGACGUUGAACACCUUUCCAGCCCGACCCAUGGCACCGCCCAUAAACCCGAUGACACUUGAGCGUGCGGUUUGUGCGGCGCCACCCGACCCGGUGAAUGAUGGGAGCCGUGGCCAUCCGCAGUUGUGCGCUCAUCCAUGCAUCCGAAUUGCCAAAGAAGGAGGAUGCAACUUGGGAGAUGCCUGUGGAUACUGCCAUCUGGGCCAUCUGUCACAUGGGAGCCGCGUAGCAUUCGACAAGCGCCAACGAACUUUGUUACACGAGAUGGA
Messenger RNA from Cladocopium goreaui, 441 nucleotides. The record is from the annotation of a GenBank genome assembly. NCBI's taxonomy places the organism in Eukaryota, Dinophyceae, Suessiales, Symbiodiniaceae.